This is a messenger RNA of Vigna unguiculata (cowpea), 923 nucleotides long. RefSeq names its product calmodulin-like protein 30 pseudogene. Lineage: Eukaryota; Viridiplantae; Streptophyta; Magnoliopsida; Fabales; Fabaceae. The record is from RefSeq and is a predicted model, not a curated record.
UUCAGAUUCUACUACUUUUCCUUGUAAACAAUAUCUUGAUCCUCGAGGGAAUCCAAUGGAGGAAGGUUAUCUAUAUAAACAAACCAUGAUGAAGUAGCCUUCAUAAUCAUACUAAAGCCUAAGAUUUGUGUAUGUUUUUAACCUAAAACGUAUACAUGUCGAAUUUGAGUUUCCUGAGGUUCAACUAUAGCUUCUCAUGGAAGCCCUCCUCUUCACGCAAGCAUAGCUUCAUUUCAAGACAGACAUCGAAUAAUGAAGGACAAAGUUUCCAACCAAAAGAGGAGGAAAUGAAAUGGGUGUUUCAGAAAUUUGACACCAACAACGAUGGCAAGAUCUCACUUGAAGAAUACAAGGCUGCUGCAAGGGCUUUGGAUAGGGGCAUUGGGGAAGCUGAAGCAGUGAAGGGUUUUAGGGUGAUGGACUCUGAUGGGGAUGGCUUCAUUGACUUCAAAGAGUUCGUGGAGAUGCUCAACGGAGAGGGUAAGAUUAAAGAAGCGGAUAUCAAGAACGCUUUUGAAGUGUUUGAUUUGAACGGUGAUGGGAAGAUCAGUGCUCAGGAAUUGUCCCAAGUUCUGAAGAGGCUAGGAGAGAGUUGCAGCCUUAGUGCAUGCAAAAAAAUGGUGAAAGGAGUGGAUGGAAAUGGAGAUGGUUUCGUUGACUUGAACGAGUUUACGAGGAUGAUGAUGAGUGGGAAGAAACUAGGCUAAGUGUUUAGACUAAUUAUCUUGUUUUCAGUGUUUCUGUUAUUCGUGUCUUAAGAAAUACUUUGUUUCUUUUUCUUUUCUUGAGUGCUAGAGAGGUUACUAUAGUUUGUUGGUCCUAUAUAUGAGAUUAACUAUAACUAUAUCAUGCUUAGUUAGUAACAGGUGUAAUGCUUCUGAUAUCAAUGUAUAUGGUAAAUGUUAAUGUUAUUUUGUCUUUGA